AUGAGGCAUCUGCGAUGUAAUAUGGUGCUGUUGAUGACUAUGAUCUCAACAGCGCUCGCUGCUACAACCACGGUGUCAACAACCAUUAUCACUACAACCCAAGCUACUUUAGCUGCAAGUGAUACUCUUGUUGUUGAAGAUGGCGGGUUUCUAGGUUAUUAUAAUUGUAAUGGUCAACUUUUUAAUAUCUUCAACGGUGAGGUUAAUGUUGAAAGCGGUGGUCACAUUUCCAUUGGUUAUACUGGUUCAAACACUGGUGGACUGACUAAUGAUGGUGUCAUUAUGGUAAAUGGUGUUAAUGAAACUUCUGCUUUGAGUUUUUAUAUCUAUGGUAUUGACGAUUUCACCAACAGUGGUCUUCUUUAUAUCCUCAGUACUGGAUCCACUGGUGGUAUGACCGCAGAAAUCAUUACAACCGGAGACAUUACCAACGAUGGUGUUAUUGCCCUCUACCAAAAUCUCUACCGUACCGGUGGUACAUCUUACUUUGGAAAUGUGGGAAGCGACGUCACUAAUGAUGGUACAAUUUGUCUAGCAUAUAUGAACUUGCUCGAGAAUGCUGAAGUCUCUGGUACUGGUUGUUACAGUGUUGGAAACAAUUCUCUUCUCUACUACCAAUAUCCAAGUUUAUAUCCAUUGUCUACUGGGCAAACUGUUUAUCUAUCAUCGUCUGAUUCAAAACUCGUCUUAGGGAGUGGAGGGACGACGAACAGUUUGACUGUUGCAGGGUUUGGUAACGGCAAUUGGAUUGGAUUGAAUGGUCUAACAAUAUCGAGUUGGAGUUAUUCUGGUGAUACGCUCACACUCAUUUCCGGAUUAUACACAUAUGAGUUUGUUAUUGGUACUGGGUAUAAUACUUCAUUAUUCUCAGUCUCUAGUGGAUCCCAAAGUACAUCAACAAGUGGUGUAGUCGGUCUUGUCAACUAUAUCACAUAUAGUGGCACUGUCCCGGAUUCUUCCCAACCAAAUGUCUGUCAAGACUGUCCUCCAAUCGUUACCCAAUUUACCGAGUUCGCUACAACGUCGUCAUCCAGUUCUUCCACUGACUCAAGCUCAUCUGCAACUACAAUACCAUCAAGUUCCUCCGCAUUCUCAGUCAGCUCAUCAUCGUCUCCUUCUGACACAGCAAGCACCUCUGAAACUCUUCCAAACCCAUACACCACUACAUUCACCGAUGCUAGUGGUACUGCGUCUGGUAUUGUCUCCUACUACUCCACUACUGAUGCCUCUGGUAACCCAGCUACAGGUGCAACUACCUCACUGUUCCCAUUGACCUCUGGUUCCGAGUCUGCUUCCGAGUCUAGUGCUCAGUCUAGUGCUCAGUCCAGUGCUCAGUCCAGUACUGAAUCUAGUGCUCAGUCCAGUGCUGCAUCUAGCGCCCAGUCUAGUUCCGAGUCUGCUUCCGAGUCUAGUGCUCA
Molecule: messenger RNA, 1418 nt
Organism: Williopsis jadinii
Lineage: Eukaryota; Fungi; Ascomycota; Saccharomycetes; Phaffomycetales; Wickerhamomycetaceae
Exons: 2
Source: RefSeq, a predicted model, not a curated record